Messenger RNA from Ustilaginoidea virens, 1359 nucleotides. RefSeq lists its product as uncharacterized. Lineage: Eukaryota; Fungi; Ascomycota; Sordariomycetes; Hypocreales; Clavicipitaceae. Bases 1 to 1359 code for a protein of 452 amino acids. Gene Ontology annotation, cellular component: extracellular region. The transcript has 3 exons. The record is from RefSeq and is a predicted model, not a curated record. Gene Ontology annotation, molecular function: IgE binding.
AUGGUCAUUUCCGCUCGCAGCUCCUUAUUAAGUGUCCAUUCCCCGUGUUGCCCAUCCACCCUCACGAAUUCUUCAUCCAUUCCUUGCCUUCCAAGUCAUUCCUUACUAAAACGCCGUUGUAUCUUUGUCGCCCUCACGCUCCCUUCAAAUCCCUUUCGGGCUCUCUACGGAUUCCUGCUUUUGACGACUUCGUCGCCGAAAAUCCCCACCUUUUUUUUCUUUCAAACCCAACUCAGGCUCCUUGAGUUUUCUGCGAGAACCAAGCCUGAAAUAAGAACAGUAAAAAAGAGAACACACGAAACGAAAGCCACAGCAAAGAUGAAGGUCUCGUCCACCACGCUCGUCCUCGCCACUGCCCUCGGCGUCGCUGCCCACCCAAGCGGCCAUGCUCACCGAAACCUUCACCGUUCCAUGGAAAAGAGAACCGACUAUGUCAUGGCCAAGAAGCCUGCCGACGUUCAGGUCAACGCCAACCUCGACGUAUCUCUAGGAAGCGCUCAGCCACCGGCUGCAUCGUCUGCUGGCCAGUCUCAGUCCACUACCCCUGACAGCCCUGUAUCUGGCGUUGCCAAGAAGUUCUGUACUGGCAGCAACAAGCGUGCCACGGCCGCCCAAAUCGCCUACAAGGGAAAUGUCGGCACCACCCUCGAGCACGGCUGCAACCUGAUGAUGGUUGACAAUGCUGCCCUGUACGACUACACGGCCACCUUUGAGAACAAGUCUGGCAAGGACCAGACCUGCGUCGUCUUCCUCAAGAUUGGACCCACCGGCUUGAUCAACGGCUUCCAAAAGGGCAAUGAGAUCAUCACGUUCAAGCUCCCCGCUAACAGCAAGAAGGUCCUGGCCGCCGAGGCCAACUCCCAGGGCGGUGCUGCUUGCAGUCCCGGCGACGCCGUUAAGACCAACCAGUACGGCCAGUGGGGAGCCACGUGGCUCGAGUUUGACUUUGCCAACGAGUCCAACGGCGGCCACAGCGGUGCCGAUGCUUCCUGCCUCGUUCCCGCAUCCGCCGGUCUUCCUAUUCAAGCCAUGACGGUCUGCGGCGGCGACAAACCCUGCUCCGUCAUCAACAACGGUGGUACUGGCACCAAUGCUUAUCUCCAGAAUAUGGAGGCCUUUGACGGAGUUGGCCUCAACUUCAACCCCGGCCCAGUUGCUCUGAAUGUAACUAUUGACGGGGCUGCGGUUUUUUCCUUUGUUCGUGGGUCAAUAUUCUGGGACGGCCAGUCGCUUGUUGACACACUCGUCAGAGCGAAUCACUAUUUACUUGGGUGUUUAUGGGGUGCAGUGAUCUACCAGCUUGGGGCCAUCUCUCGUUUCGUCCGGGUUGCUCUCACGCUUCGCGAUGAGGGUGCGUAA